Molecule: messenger RNA, 817 nt
Organism: Vollenhovia emeryi
Lineage: Eukaryota; Metazoa; Arthropoda; Insecta; Hymenoptera; Formicidae
Exons: 1
Source: RefSeq, a predicted model, not a curated record
AUGAUUGACAUCCUCAACAUCGGGGAGGAGCCAGUCAUCGACGAUCGCAUCGUCAAGAUUGAAACUCACUCGUACAAUCCGUUUGCUAACACGACAUUUGGACACAGCGAUGAGAUAAGAAUACCUAUACAACAACAGGAUCUCUAUACGUUGCCGCAUGAAAGUUUCCUGUACAUUGAGGGAAAACUAAUUACUGCCAAACAAGUCCCUGAGUCCGAGGUCGAACUGGGAAAUAAUUGCGUCGCGUUCAUGUUCGAUGAGAUCCGAUAUGAACUUGACGGCGUGGAGAUUGAUCGUACCAGAAACGUUGGAAUAACCAGCACGCUCAAAAACUACGUUUCGGCAUCAGUCGAUAAAAUGGCGACUCUGAAGAAUGCUGGCUGGGAUGUGGCAUUCAAUGGGAAGGGAGAUUUCAAUUUUUGCGUACCGCUCAACAUGCUAUUGGGAUUCUGUGAAGAUUACAAACGCGUGGUAAUUAACGCUCGUCACGAAUUGAUUUUAAUACGAUCGCGCAACGACACCAAUUGCCUGUUUGGAGCUGUAACACUGGAGCCACAGCUUGAAAUAUUCAAGAUACAGUGGCGAAUGCCGCAUGUGUUGUUAAACGAGGUGAACAAGCUAUCGAUGCUGCGUACUUUGGAAAGUGGACGAUACCUCAAUAUGUGUUUUCGUUCAUGGGAUCUCUAUGAGUUUCCGCUAUUGCAGCAGACGACUAAACAUUCGUGGGCUAUUAAAACAGCUACUCAGCUCGAGAAGCCGCGAUAUGUUAUCUUCGUUCUGCAAACAGGUCGGAAGAAUAUAAUGUCUGAGAAUGCGA